Molecule: messenger RNA, 1377 nt
Organism: Aspergillus novofumigatus IBT 16806
Lineage: Eukaryota; Fungi; Ascomycota; Eurotiomycetes; Eurotiales; Aspergillaceae
Product: holocytochrome c synthase CYC3
Exons: 4
Coding region: 207-884 (225 amino acids)
Biological process (GO): cytochrome c-heme linkage
Cellular component (GO): mitochondrion
Molecular function (GO): holocytochrome-c synthase activity
Source: RefSeq, a predicted model, not a curated record
GUUAACAGUAGGAAAUAUAGUCCAUUGAUUCAUCCGCGCUUCAACCCUCGAACGAAUUUGAACUUAUUCCUUCACCUUCGAUACCUUCUUCUUUGCUAUUAUACUGUAAUAGUCUCUUCAAUAUGGGUUGGUUUUGGGCAGAUCCGCAGGUAAAGCCAACGCCUGUGGCACCAAAUCCUCUGGCGUCCUCUGAUGCGUCCCCUCCAAUGUUCUCCUCGAUUUCUCAAGAGCGAGCACCGAAUCAGACCGUAGAACUGCCGGUGGAACGAGAGCCUUCCUCCAUACCUAGAGGCGAUGCAGACGGCAACUGGGAGUACCCGUCCCCCCAGCAAAUGUACAACGCUAUGCUCCGUAAAGGUUACACGGACACGCCACAGGAUGCUGUCGAAGCCAUGGUAGCGGUCCACAAUUUCCUGAAUGAAGGUGCCUGGGCUGAAAUAGUUGGAUGGGAGCGCCUCUUUGCUAAGGGCCUGGGACAAGCGUGGGAAAAGUGCCGAAAGGGAGAGCAAGGCAUUGCCCUAGAAGCAAUGAAGCAGGAGAUGUCCGGAAAUGUCGAUCCAGCCAGUGAACCUCGACUCCUCAGGUUCAAGGGUCGGCCACAAGAGCUUACCCCCAAGGCGCAGAUCCUUCAAGCUCUAGGUUGGCUGUAUCCUGCCAAGUUUGGAACAAAUCCACCUUUUGAUCGCCAUGAUUGGUUUGUGCUCCGACAGACGCCAUCUGGGCCCAAAGAAGUCCGCUACCCGACUGGUGAGCCAGUGUUCUAUCUCGACAUCAGACCAGCCUUGGACACCCCAACAGCGGCCGUUGAGCGUCUAAUGAGAUGGGGCGGCGACGUCUGGUACAGAGCUAGCGGCGCUGCCGUGCGAGAGAACAAUAAUUCAUAAUAACACGCUCUGCGGCCAACACGCGAAAGCGUACGUUUGGACGAACCGACAUAUUUCUUAUGGAGAAUGCAUACUUGAGAGCGCGGGCGACUCUGACAGUUGGACGAAACAUUCAAUUCUCGACAUCACUUCUUUUGCUGUUGUUCAUCUCUUCGCUUCACGUGCACAUGCUUGACUUUGUGUUCCUGCUUUAUACAAACAAUUGGUAAUGGAGUUUAGUGGUAUCCUGUCUUGUUUGAGUAUGGGCUCAUUGUGCUUUUCACUGUUUUUUUCUCCAUCUCCUCUCACCGGUCUCUAGGGCAUUGUACUAUAGCAAUAUUAAUGUAUCGCAAGAGCAUGUAUAAACAGUCACCUCCAAUUUACCGAGCACAAAAUCUCAAGGAGCUAUGAUCUUCUUUUCUGAUCGCAGGCAAGUAUGCAUGGUUAGGAUGUCUAUUUAACUAGGUCGUUAAUUUGUUCAUCAAGUCAAUGUACAUAUUACGAGCCAAACCAC